Rhizophagus irregularis DAOM 181602=DAOM 197198 is the source of this 955-nucleotide messenger RNA. RefSeq lists its product as uncharacterized. NCBI's taxonomy places the organism in Eukaryota, Fungi, Glomeromycota, Glomeromycetes, Glomerales, Glomeraceae. The record is from RefSeq and is a predicted model, not a curated record.
UGGAUAUGGACUGUAUAUAUAUAGUAAUCUCUCUCUUCCUGAAUAUCUGAAAAUUAGAAAUUUCCUUGAAUAAAAUAAUACUAAUAAUGGCGGAACUCGUGGUCGCUAAAACUGCUAUCCCAUUAAUUCUCACUUUCUUAGGACAAUUUGCAAAAAAAUUCAAAGGUUUUAAAACAAGUGCAACCGUUACAAUUAAUAACAAACAUAGAGAAAUGAAACUUAUCGCCCCUGAAAUUUUCUCACCUGGAGAAAUCGAAAACCCACUGGACUGGAGUAUAAACCCAGGAGAGACACCAAAACCAUCAAAAUUCUUUGCUAAAAUCGGUAAGUUCACUUCACAAGGAAUGAUAACAUAUGAAAUCUUUGGACAAAGAGGACCAAAUGGGAGUCCUCUAUAUCUUAUAGUUACAUGGAAAGUAAAAUUAAACGGAGGCAGUAAUUCAAUAGGUAUCGAUGUCCUUGAAUAUGAAGACCAUCCACUUAAAAAUAAGUCUCUAGAAGAAAAGUAUAACUUGUACAAGGAAUUGCAUAAAAGAAAUGCAGGUCAAACCGAGUGGCCUACAUACAAUAACGGAGCCUUUUUUAGUAUCGGAGGAACAGUGGAUACAAAGCGUAACGCAAAAAUCAUAAUUACUUUUGAUCAUAAUCGCAGAAAUCCGUUUUAAAUAUUUUAAAUAUUUUUGUAUAGGAAUUAAAUCAUAUUAAAAAAAUUUUUAAACUCUAUAAGUGAAAGGAAAGUAGUGUUAGAUUUGACACGAAAAAUUUAUUUCUUUAGUUAUUUUUUUUAAAAAAAAAAGUACAAACUUGAAGGUUUUCAUUGACCUUUUUAAUAUCAUAAAGCUUUUUUAAUUUUCAUAUGUAUAUACUGUAUAUGUAUUGUUACAAAUUGAUAAUACGUCAUAUACAAUGGUAAAUAUUAAAAGUAAUAAAAAAUUUCAUCGAAUUAAAUUUAAUG